AUGUCAACACGUCCUGCUAUUGGCAUUGACUUGGGCACAACUUUCUCCUGUGUCGGUGUUAUCCAAAACGGCAGGGUGGAGAUCAUAGCCAACGAUCAGGGCAACCGCAUAACGCCGAGUUGUGUUGCCUUCACCAAUAAAGAACGCCUCAUCGGUGAAGCCGCAAUAAACCAGGCCGUUAUGAACCCUACCAAUACAGUGUUCGGUGUGAAGCGUCUGAUCGGGCGCCGUUUCAAUGACGAGGUAGUGCAGAGCGACAUGAAACACUGGCCCUUCAAAGUUAUAAAUUCGGAAGGGAAGCCACAAAUCGAGGUGCGGCACUGUGGUGCAACAAAGCAAUUCUUUGUGGAGGAGAUCUCGGCCAUGGUGUUGUCAAAGAUGAAAGAGACGGCAGAGAUAUUCUUGGGCGAGAAGGUGACAGAUGCGGUGAUCACUGUGCCAGCGUACUUUAACGUGGGCCAAAGACAGGCCACCGUAGACGCAGCAAAAAUAGCCGGUUUAAAGGUGCUGCGUCUAAUCAAUGAACCGACGGCAGCUGCAAUUGCAUACGAUAUGGACAGGAGGAGCGACGGGCAACGCAAUGUGCUCGUCUUUGAUUGGGGUGGUGGCACCUUCGACGUGUCCAUCCUGUCCAUGGAGAAUGGCAAACUUGAUGUGAAGGCGGUUGGUGGUGACACGCAUCUGGGUGGUGAGGACAUCACUUCUCGACUCGUGGAUCACUGUGUGGAGAAGUUCAAGCAGGCGCAUAAGGGUAAAGAUUUGACCACCAGCGUGAAAGCCAUGGGCCGUCUGAGAGAGGCGUGUGAGAAGGCAAAGAGGAUGCUGAGCUCGGCUGAGUACACUGAUGUAGGUAUAGUGUCGUUGUUUGAGGGCAUCGAUUUCAAUACAACCCUCACACGGGCCCCAUUUGAGCAGUUGUGCUCGGACCUCUUCAGUCAGACUAUAGAUGCUGUGAAGACGGCGUUGAGGGAUGCAAAGACGGACAAGGCUGACAUCCACGAAAUAUUGCUGGUGGGUGGAUCGACGCGUAUUCCAAAGGUGCAGAGCAUGGUGCGGGACUUCUUCAAUGGUAGCGAAUUGAAAAGGUCCAUCAACCCAGACGAGGUAGUGGCCCACGGUGCGACGUUGCUGGCUGCCAACCUGACUAGUUACAAUUCAAAGGCGAUGGAGGAUAUGAUGCUGCUGGAGAUAACGCCAUUAUCACUGGGUGUGGCUACCACAGGUGGUGUAAUGACGACGUUGAUAAAGCGCAACACGAAGAUUCCGACACAGCGAACUAAGAUAUUCACCACAUGCUCAGACAAUCAACCGAGUGUGUUGGUCCGGGUGUAUGAGGGUGAGCGUGCGAUGGUGAAUGACAAUAACUUGUUGGGCCAGUUUCAGUUGUCAGGUAUCCCACCGGCGCCGCGUGGUGAAGCCCAGAUUGAAGUGACCUUCGGCAUUGACCUGAAUGGCAUUCUCAACGUGUCAGCGGUGGACAAGUCGGCGGGAAAGCAGAACAGCAUCACCAUCGUCAAAGACACGGGUCGUCUGACGGAAGAUGAGAUCGAGAAGAUGGUGAAUGAUGCAAACAUCUUCGAGCAGGUGGAUAAAAAGCGGAAGAGUAGGUUUGAAGCGAAGAUGAUGUUGGAGAACUGCAUCUUUAGCAUAAGGCGGAAAAUAAAGGAGGGAGAGAUGAAGCAAAAAGCAUCAGAGAAGACCACUAAAGACAUACUUACGAUGUGUGAGACAACAUGGGAGUGGAUGAACAGCGACGAAGAUGCCACAAAGGAGGACUACGAUCUAAAGCGCACAAAUUUGGAGACCCUAGCCAGCUCCGUUGUGGCAAAGCAGAACCUAUUUUCGUGA
This is a messenger RNA of Echinococcus granulosus, 1848 nucleotides long. RefSeq names its product Heat shock cognate protein. The record is from RefSeq and is a predicted model, not a curated record. Gene Ontology annotation, biological process: cellular response to unfolded protein; protein refolding. The transcript has a single exon. Gene Ontology annotation, cellular component: cytoplasm. The coding region runs from base 1 to 1848 and encodes 615 amino acids. Gene Ontology annotation, molecular function: ATP-dependent protein folding chaperone; misfolded protein binding; heat shock protein binding. Lineage: Eukaryota; Metazoa; Platyhelminthes; Cestoda; Cyclophyllidea; Taeniidae.